Messenger RNA from Solanum dulcamara, 922 nucleotides. RefSeq names its product agamous-like MADS-box protein AGL62. Gene Ontology annotation, molecular function: RNA polymerase II cis-regulatory region sequence-specific DNA binding; protein dimerization activity; DNA-binding transcription factor activity, RNA polymerase II-specific. The record is from RefSeq and is a predicted model, not a curated record. The coding region runs from base 131 to 793 and encodes 220 amino acids. NCBI's taxonomy places the organism in Eukaryota, Viridiplantae, Streptophyta, Magnoliopsida, Solanales, Solanaceae. Gene Ontology annotation, biological process: regulation of transcription by RNA polymerase II. The transcript has a single exon.
UAAAUAAAUAUUUUUCCGAUGGUAAGAGAUCUUUGAUUUACAAAUCAAGUAAACUCUAUAAAUUUUACAUUAACAAUCCCCAGUUUACAAAGCAAUAAAAAUUAAAUCGAUCUUCUCUUCUACCACCACCAUGGCUACUAACGCCGUUAAGAAAACUCAAGGACGGAGAAAAAUUGCAAUCAAGCCAAUAGACAAUCAAAACAGUAGACAUGUUACUUUCUCUAAACGUCGUUUAGGACUAUUCAAAAAGGCCAGUGAACUUUGCAUCUUAAGCGGUGCGGAAAUUGUUAUACUUGUUCAGUCUUUAAAACGACAGCGUCUUUUCACCUUUGGUCAUCCCAGCCCCCAAGCCGUUAUCGACCGUUACCUCACCGGAAAAUCAUCGCCGUCAUCAUCAUCAUCCGCCGCCACCGCCGAUGAAUUCAACUUGCAACAGAACAACCAGUAUUAUUCUCAGAUUUGUAGAGAUCUGGAAGCGGAGAAGAAGAAGAAGGAGAAUGUUGAAGAAUCGAAGAUGAUGAACAAUAAUAAUGGGGGAUUUUGGUGGAAUGAACCAAUUGAUGAUAUGGGGAUUGAAGAACUUGAAGAAUUUAUGAGUGCAUUGGAAGAAUUGAAGAAGAAAGUAACAAUGAGAGCGGAUGAAUUGAGUUUGAUAAAUGGGUCUUCUUCUUCGAAUUCAACGAUGAAAAUAGCAAGAUUUGGGGUUGAGGAUCAAUAUUUGAAUGAAGCAAUUGAGUAUUGUUCUUCCAUUGUUCCUUUUGAUUUCAAUCAAUCAGGAGAUGGACAAUUCUGAAGCAAUUAUUACUAAUAAAAAGCAUAAGUUAGCUAACUACUAAUUAGAAUUUUUUUCUUUUCUUUCUGGCAUGUGGUAUAUGCAAAACAAAUAAAAAAUCAUUAAAAAUGUCCUUAAAUUAUUUUAGUU